Branchiostoma belcheri (Belcher's lancelet) is the source of this 3326-nucleotide messenger RNA. RefSeq names its product alpha-L-iduronidase-like. The transcript is spliced from 16 exons. Gene Ontology annotation, molecular function: L-iduronidase activity. NCBI's taxonomy places the organism in Eukaryota, Metazoa, Chordata, Leptocardii, Amphioxiformes, Branchiostomatidae. Gene Ontology annotation, biological process: carbohydrate metabolic process. The record is from RefSeq and is a predicted model, not a curated record. Bases 39 to 1988 code for a protein of 649 amino acids.
UUGCGGAAGUGGAGCGACUAGUUCUGACCAACAACAACAUGUCGGGGUGUGCGUUUCUUUGGUUGGUUUUUCUAUUAUUAUCCAUCAACUGUUCUCCUGAUGGCGCCGAGGGAUUGACAACGUACCAAGUGCACGUGGACGCCUCCAAAAUCGUCCGAAACUUGACCCAUUUCUGGGAGAGCACGGGAUUUUGUCCCCCUCUUCCUCACCAGAGGGCAGACCUGUACGAUCUGAGUGAAGAUGAGGUACAGAACUUGGCCCUGAUUGGCUCGGUACCACAGGGUGGUAUCAAACAGGUCCGUAUCCACUGGCUUCUGGAUCUGGUGACUGCAAGACUGGAAUCAGGACAUCCAGUCUAUAACUUCACCCUACUGGAUAACCUGGUGGACAACCUGUGGCAGAAUGGCAUGUUCCCAGGCUUUGAGCUGAUGGGAAAUCCUUCCAAUAUUUUCACUGACUUUGAAAACAAGACUCAGGUGUAUAUGUGGAGAGACCUGGUGUAUCAGAUGGCAGAUAGGUACAUCGAGGAGUAUGGUGAUGGUUAUGUGGAAAAGUGGAACUUUGAGACUUGGAAUGAGCCUGACCACCAUGAUUUUGACAACUUGAACUUUACUGUACAAGGUUUUCUGAAUUACUACGAUGCCUGUUCAGAGGGCCUGAAAAAGGCUAGCCCCUACCUGAAGUUUGGUGGCCCAGGAGGAUCCUGUAGACAGCCUAGUUUCUCCAAGAUCUGUUGGGCACUGUUAGAGCACUGCUCAAAUGGAACAAACUACUUCACUGGAGAGAGGGGGGUCAGGCUGGACUUCAUAUCUUUCCACAAAAAGGGGACUCCAGGUUACUCCAUGACAAUUCUAGCAGUCGAGAUGAGCACGAUUCACAAGAUACAGACUGACUACCCAAAACUGAAGGAUGUUCCCAUUUAUAACAAUGAGGCAGACCCUCUGGUUGGUUGGAGUAAGGCAGAAGACUGGAGAGCUGAUGUCAGAUAUGCUGCCAUGGUGGCGAAGGUGAUUGUGAUGCACCAGAAGUUUCUAAUUGGUGCCGAUGUGCCCUACUCACUACUGAGUAACGACAACGGCUUCAUGAACUUUCAUCCCCACUACUUCCAACAGAGAACACUGCUGGCGAGGUUCCAGAUGAACAAGACUGAGCCCCACAGUGUGCAGUUUGUCCGUAAACCAGUUUUAACAGUGAUGGGACUCCUCAGUCUUCUUGGGGAGGAGGAGGUCCAUGGCUACACUGACCAUCCUAACAGAAAAAGUCUUGGUGACAUGAAUAGCCCUGUGGAUGUUCUAGCAGCCGUUCACACCCCCUCUCUAGUACUUUCAUCAGAUAGUUGGCAGGUAUCAGCGCUGGUGUACAGUAGUAAUGACACGGCUGAAGUCAUCCAUCCCAUGGCCACAGUCCAGUUCAGCCUGGAAAACUUCAGACCACCUGAAAACACCACAGAUAUGAUGUAUGUAUUGUACCAGCUGGACAACCAGCACAGUAACCCAUACAACGUGUGGCUAAAACAGGGCAAACCUGUGUUUCCCACUACCCAGCAGUUUGCAGAGAUGAGGGCAGCAGAGGAUGCCAGAAGGUUUGGUCCCAAACCCUUCCCUAUGUCAGGCUCCAUGUCCCUGUCCACCCCCCUCCCCAGACCUGGAGUCCUCCUGCUUCAUGUGUGUGCCAAACCAGAACAGGAGCCUGACCAGACUACAUCUGUAAGACUACAUAGAAUAACAGAUGACACAGUUUUGGUGCUGUGGGAUGACCACUGUGUCAACUCCAGAUGUCUGAUGACAUUUGAAGUGGAAUUCUCCAGCUCAGGUCAGAAGGGGCCGUACACGCGGAUCAACCAAAGAGACCAGAUCUUCACAGCAUUUGUAUAUUCCCCCACCCAAACUUCAGGUCUUACAACAACCACAGUACAUGGCUGGUACCGUGUGCGUGCAGUUGACUACUGGGGGAGGGCCGGGGAGUACUCCUUACCACAGAAAUUAUAAACCACAUCACUGUGUUCACUGCGUUAUCCACAACCCAGUAAGGUUGUAAAAUGGAUGGGUGGAGGAUUUUUGGACAAAAAGGGUACUAUAAUACUAUAGCUUAUAUUCAACUCAUGUUACAGCAGUAUGUAUACUAGUAGCACUAAUAAGUGACCAUGGGUAGAGGUUAGCAUGAAAGUUUAUCUGAGCACAAAUAUAAGUAUUUUAUGCCAAGUUACCCAGAAAAGAAACAACCACAAGUCAUCUAAAAGUUUCAAUAAUGUAAUCAACCCAGAAUUGAUAUUUUAGAACUACAAACAGAUAGUUUGGGAGAUGCAGAAGAAUGAACAAUAAGAAUACUGAACCCAUAACCAACAGAAACCACAUUAGAUGGCUAAUGUAAGGUUUAUCAUCUUUCAAUUAGAUUUUGUACCUUGCUUAGUACCAUAAUACAGAAGUUCUACAUUGCAAUGAUUCCUGUGCAUAGUUAAUGUCCUACACAAGCAGACUAAAGAAAGGUACUGAACACAAUCAGCAUGCACUGUAUGUACAAGUCAUUUGCCCCAAUGGAACUCUAGAAACUCUGGAAAACCAAAAAAAGCACCCUACAUGUAGUUGAACACAAUUUCAAUUCGGAUAAAACAAUUAUGACUGGUCUUAACACAUAAUGUAAGUUAGAGGUAAAUAAUGUUUCACCUAUGUUUCCACUGGAUAUUUUAAACUAAAAAAAUGAGCAGGCCAGGGCAAGUUUCUGCCUACAUGUACUUACAUUUUGUAGUGUCAGAAGUCUCAAUGUUUUUUUCUAGUUACUAAUUUAAUUUUGAGGCUUAAUUUGUAUACAGUCCGGAGAGUUGCUGCAAGUACCAGCGUACCAGGCUUCAGGAGUGGCAAACUGUUCUCUUAGCACGGACCAACUCCCCUGGCAUAUCAUCUGUCUACAUGUAUUUGGCCAAUUUCUACUCUUUCCAGCUGCUUCCAAAAGUCUUGUAGAGGCUAUGCAGACUAUUCAAGCAUCGUGAUUUGUCUAGUUUUCUUACAUGCUCCUAAGUGCAUAGUUUUAAAAGCAAAGACUUCAGACCAACAUGUAUAGUAUGUACAAUAGGUAAGCACAUACACAUGACCUAACAGUAACACAGACACAUACAGUUACAUAAUGUUGUAUACAUUCUGACUACAAGACCCGUAAUCCUACUCAGUUUUCAAGUAUUUCCCUUCAAGUGUUGAGUAAAAGUAAAAACACUUAAGUCUGACAACUAUCACAGUUCGAGCACUUAAAAGGACUGCCAUGUGCUAUGUGCUAUGGUACUAUUACUAUUCUGAAUAAAUUUUUACUUAGAUGUUCAUUUCGGUAGAAACUCA